AUGCUGGAGUUCUCAAUUGAGAUCAUUGAAAGGCUUAAGAUGUUUAGUGCAUCGUGUACGGUAUUGCUCAAGAUUAUGGAUGAUGGGCUUCCUUCUCAACGAGUAGAUGCAACAACCGUUUAUGGUGAAAUGACUUCCUUUGAUUUUGUAUUCAUCUUGCAUCUUAUGAAAGAGAUUAUGGGGAUCACAGAUAUUCUUUGUCAGACUUUACAAAGUAAGUCUCAGGAUAUUAUAAAUGCAAUGAAGCUUGUAUUAUCUAUUAAGAAUUUACUUCAACAGAUGAGGGAUAACAAGUGGGAUGAUUUGCUUGUAAAAGUGAAAUCCUUUUGUGAACUUCGAAAUAUUGGCAUUCCUGAUUUCAAUGCUCCAUAUAUUAAUAAACGAGGUCGAGGACGUGCUCAUCAAGACAAUUUCACCAUUGAACAUCAUUAUCGAAUAGACCUCUUUUAUGCUUCGAUAGAUUCACAGUUGCAAGAAAUUAAUGGUCGCUUUAGUGAUGAUACUAUGGAAUUGCUCACUCUUAGUAAUGCCCUAAAUCCUCAAAAUGCAGCGGAGUCUUUCAGAGUUGUGGAUAUAUGUAAAUUAGUUGAAAAGUUUUAUGCUCAGGAUUUUACCAGAGAUGAAAAAGAACAAUUGGAGAUGCAAUUGAAGCAUUACGAGUAUAACAGUGAUCGUACUUGUGCUUACUCUUCCGGUUUCUACGGCUACUUCAGAAUGAUCAUUUUCUACGAUGAAUAUUGUGAAAACAAGGCUUCGAAGCAAAAUGAAAGAUGCUUUUCUCUCAGAUGCGUUAAUGGUAUAUAUUGA
Molecule: messenger RNA, 807 nt
Organism: Zingiber officinale
Lineage: Eukaryota; Viridiplantae; Streptophyta; Magnoliopsida; Zingiberales; Zingiberaceae
Exons: 2
Coding region: 1-807 (268 amino acids)
Source: RefSeq, a predicted model, not a curated record